Eutrema salsugineum is the source of this 2116-nucleotide messenger RNA. RefSeq names its product exocyst complex component EXO70H1. Gene Ontology annotation, biological process: exocytosis. Bases 178 to 2082 code for a protein of 634 amino acids. NCBI's taxonomy places the organism in Eukaryota, Viridiplantae, Streptophyta, Magnoliopsida, Brassicales, Brassicaceae. Gene Ontology annotation, cellular component: exocyst. The record is from RefSeq and is a predicted model, not a curated record. Gene Ontology annotation, molecular function: phosphatidylinositol-4,5-bisphosphate binding. The transcript has a single exon.
CAAUGGUUUGUAUUGGUCAUUGGUCACUCAAACAUUGAGAAAUCAUCUCCCUAUACUCUAUAUAAUGUUAAAUGGACUUUCCAGAGACAUGAAGAGAGUAGAAGCUAAGUGACUCCAUUAAACAUAAUAUUUUCUAUAUAUUCAUAAGGAAGAGCAAAUUAAAGCAAUAAGUACUCAAUGGCGAAAAAGGCAAAGUCUGUGCUUUUCUCUUCCUCUUCUCCUAAAUCACUCCUUUCUUCUCUUUCUACAUUCACUUCUCUCCCUGCUUCUCCUCUCAAUCAGACUUCUUCUCAGUCGAUGAUGGAGGAAACCGUGGAAGCCGCGGAAUCAAUCAUCAAGAAAUGGGAUCCCAAUUCACCCUCCUACACAAAGAUCAUCUCUCUGUUUAGUCACAGCAGAAAAGAAGCCAAAGAAUUCAUCAGAUGCGUCCGUGACUUACGCAGAGCCAUGCACUUUCUUGUCUCUCAACACUCUCAAUCUUCCAAGCUUGUUCUUGCACAGAAACUGAUGCAGAUCGGUAUGUCCAGGCUCGAAAAAGAGUUCUUCCAGAUACUGUCUUCUAACCGAGACCAGCUUGACCCUGAAUCAGUCUCUGGUCAAUCCUCCAUUUCAAGCAAUUCAGAAUUCGACGAUGUUAUGCAGUCUGAUGAUGAUGAAGACGAAGAUGAUGAGCUGAAGAAGGCUGGGGAAUCGAUCACUCAGGUUGAAAAAGCCUCGGCUCUGGUGAUGUCAGACUUAAAGGUCAUAGCAGAGACUAUGAUCAGCUGUGGUUAUGGCAAAGAAUGCAUAAAGAGCUAUAAACUGAUCAGAAAGUCGAUUGUUGAUGAAGGGCUACACUUACUUGGGAUCGAGAAGUGCAAGAUCUCCCGGUUUAACAGAACGGACUGGGGCGUGCUCGAGCCUAUGAUCAAGAACUGGAUCAAAGCUGCAAAGAUUGGAGUCACAACACUCUUCCGUGGAGAGAAACUUCUCUGUGACCACGUCUUCUCUGCUUCGAGUACCAUAAGAGAGUCUUGCUUCUACGAGAUAGCGAACGAGGCAGGAAUCAAUCUUUUCAGGUUGCCUGAGCUCGUAGCCAACAAGGAGAGAAAACCACCACCCGAGAGGAUCUUCAAGCUCAUGGAUCUUUAUACAGCAAUCUCUGACCUUUGGCCAGAGAUAGAACUGAUAUUCCACUUUGAUUCAGUAGCUGCUGUGAAAACUCUGGCGCUCUCAUCGCUCAAGAAACUCAAGGGCUCAAUUCACACGUGUCUCACGGAAUUUGAGUCGACGAUACAAAAGGAUUCUUCGAAAGCAGUUGUUGCUGGAGGAGGGAUCCACAAGCUGACUCGAACAACGAUGAGUUUCAUAUCAUCACUUUCUGAAUACAGCUCUGUGUUGUCAGAGAUUCUUGCAGAGCAUCCUCUCAAGAGAAACACCCGUUUGUUAGAAUCUUACUUCACGGCUCCAAUCUUGGAAGAUGAACACAACAACCACGUAAUCUCGGUCCAUCUAGCUUGGCUCAUCUUGGUUUUCCUCUGCAAACUAGACAUCAAAGCAGAGAGUUACGGAGAUGUUUCCCUCUCUUACCUCUUCCUUGUCAACAACAUUCAGUUCGUGGUUGACACUGUCCGUUCAUCUCAUCUCAAGAACCUCCUCGGAGACGAUUGGCUAAUAAAACACGACGCAAAACUCAGAAGCUACGCUGCAAACUACGAGACAGCAGCGUGGGCCAAUGUGUUCUUAUCUUUACCAGAGAAAACCAACGUCACGCUAUCACCAGAGGAGGCCAAAACACGUUUCAAGAGAUUUCACGCCGCAUUCGAAGAAGCGUACAUGAAACAGUCAUCGUGUGUUAUAACAGACGUGAAGCUUAGGGACGAGCUUAAAGUUUCCAUAGCAAAGAAACUUGUACCGGAGUACAGAGAGUUUUACGAGAAGUACUUGCCAACGCUGAGGCAGGAGAGAAACAUAGAGAUGCUGGUUAGGUUUAAGCCUGAUAACUUGGAGAACUACCUCUCAGAUCUGUUCCAUGGAACACCGAUACUAAGUUGCUCUUCUUCUUCUUCAUCUUGUAUCUCACUUGGAUGUGUAAGAAACUAAAGUUCACGGUUAUAGCAAUUUUCUGAAUAGCAUU